CGUGUAAUUAUACCAUGGCGUGUCUUGUGGCGCCACUUCGUUGCACCUCCUCCCACUCCCAUCUCACGCUCUCCUUCUCAAUCUCAAAAGCUCCAAUUGGUUUUGGGGCCAAACUCUCUUCCAACGCGGCCGUUCCCACGAGUCGACUCGUCCGAAACUCGAUGAGUCAACCCGCCGCCGAAGCCAACUCGGACACCUCGAAAUCCGAGAUCCCCCCGGACGUCCUGGUUCAGUACGUGGUGCUCCGCCGUGACCUAAUCGACACGUGGCCGACGGGGAGCGUGGUCACACAGGGCUGCCAUGCCUCCGUAUCCGCCAUUUGGUUCCACAAAGACGACCCUCACACCCUCCAGUACUGCAGCCCAGAAAAUAUCGACUCUAUGCACAAGGUUACUCUUGAGGUGAAAGGAGAACCCCAGAUAUUGAACUUGUCCGAGAAGCUCACAGCUGGUGGCAUAGCACACAAGCUGUGGAUUGAACAACCCGAAAACUACCCAACUUGUCUCGCCACAAAACCUUACCCCAAAUCCGUGGUGUCGGCAUAUUUUAAAAAGUUGAAACUCUGUAAGUGAUGUGAUUAUUGAUGCCAUCAAUCCAUAGCUACGAUUAGUAUAUGAGCUCCAAGGAAAAUCCUCUCAUUUAUGAACUGAUUCUUAAAGCUUUGCAGUUUUGCUUGCCCUUUAUUUAUGUUGGGAAAGUUAGAAUACAUACAGUUGAUUAACGGUCUAAUUGUGGGGCUUUGCUAUGGGACUCUGUUUUGUGUUUUACCUUAUGAAAUUGGAAACUUGAGAGGAAAUGGGCUUUUCAAUGUUUUCUGGGGUUAGGGAAAACAGAAUUGUCUCUUAUGAGCUUUGAUAUUCAUCACUCUUUGGCCCUCGGGAUUCAGCAA
Messenger RNA from Prunus mume (Japanese apricot), 889 nucleotides. RefSeq names its product Peptidyl-tRNA hydrolase II (PTH2) family protein. Lineage: Eukaryota; Viridiplantae; Streptophyta; Magnoliopsida; Rosales; Rosaceae. Gene Ontology annotation, molecular function: peptidyl-tRNA hydrolase activity. The record is from RefSeq and is a predicted model, not a curated record.